AGCCACUUUCUCGCUGGCUACACGAAUCAGUUGACGUCCCAGCGUUCAGCCCGGUGCACGUCUACUUUUGUGCUCCUUUUUUUUCUUGUCUUGGUUGGUUAUUUUUCAUUUGGUUCCUCUCACCUCAUCAUCAUCGCCUGCAAAUUGAAAUCUAUAGUGAAUCCACCCCCACACCAUUUUGCCGUCUUUUUCAACGCAUCAUCACAAGUGAAUAUUACCGUCAUAUUAGACUCUGGAGUUGGGUCUAUUAGCAUGACAAUCUUCGAAUCUGAUUUUACAAUCAGCUAAAAAAAGAAAUCCAAAUUUUUUCUUUACAACCCUCCUCUCUCGAUUUGGAGCUUCACACACACACAUCAUCAUCAUCAUCACUCCGGAGUGAAUUAUUAUUUUGUUGAGUUACGGCAACAUUUCAACAGUUUUUUCAUCUAUCAAGGAGCUCCGGGCCAACUACAGGACAGGACAUGGUUUCACGACGCCGCAUCUUGUCACGAUCCCGUGACGAUCUCCACUUGGACAACUUCCCUGAAGAGGAGGAUGACGUCUGGCACAUCAAGGAGAAACUCUACAAGGACCACAUCCAAGAGGUUUUGGACAAAUGGCAUCAAAUCGACGACGAGAUCUGGGCCAAGCUCAUCGUCAUGGAACGCAAUCGCCGUGUGGCCAAAGCGUACGCCCGGGCCAUCCCCAUUCAGAUUAACGGAAGCGACGAUGGUUUCGACGGAUUCCGGAUUGGAUUGAACGGAUUCGACAACCCGAUGCGUGACAACCGGACCGAGGAAGCCAAACGUCAGAUCGGCGAAGGCGCCAAGGUCCGCAUGGACGAGAAAGGAAACAUCCACAUCAAGCGCGUUUCCAAGAGUAACAUCUACAUCAAAAACACUUCGGAUGAGAACGGCAUCGGCAAUGAUAUCCUCAAGCUGCCGCAGGGAGCCCUGGAAUUCGGCAAAGGCUACCUGCUGUUCGACAUGAAGAAAUUCCAGCAGAACGUGUCCCGCGAACUGAAACGGGCCUAUCCCGAUCGCCGCAAACUGGAAAUGCAAUGCAUCACGGCCAUCGCCUUUGCCAAGAACGAUAUGGAGCUGCUCAACUGUCCCUGCUGGGUCAUGAUUGUCAACAUUGUGGCCAUGGAUAUGCUCAAAUCCAAGAUGCCACCCGUCAGCAAGCGCUCGGACAUUCGCAAUCGCCCGCGCAUUCCCAUUCCCGAUGAGGACCCGUACAGCGUGGCCGGCAGCGGCUCUAGCGGCAGCUCGUCGCACAAUGGCAACAGCAACAACGGCAACGGAACCAUACCGGCCAACUCGAACGCGGUCAUUGGCACUAAACGUGGCGACAAACCACCCAAACUACCACCUCGCGACAAUGGCAUUUAUGGCUCAAACAUUCCAAAACCCGACUACGACGAAAUCGACGAGAAUGGAUACAAAGCCUUCGCUUCAACUCGGCCCAGCAAAGAGAAGCUGUUGUCGACCGACAAAAAAUACGACGAUCCUUACUACUGCGGUCUGCGUGCUCGCGUCUCCAACUUCGUGAAGAACAAGAACACCAAUGAGAAGCCGGUCAAAGAGCUCGGAACCGAGAUCAAAAUGAAGAUGACGCCACAUGUGGGCACAUACCAAGCUGCCCUGUCUCAUGGACACCCCAUGCAGACUCAUCAAAUGUGGCACUCGCGAAGCUUCGACAGCGGAAUGGCCUCGCUGCCGAGCAGCGUCACACCCGAUAUUCAACGGUUAUGGAAAGCUUAUCCUUUCGAACGCAAUCCUACGUCGUGGGUACCUUCCCAUCCCCAUGGAUACAGCCCAGAAACAGAGCUCACAGACUCGGCUUACUCCCGCAUCUACGGUCGCUUGCCGAUCCCGCGCAGCUAUGUCCCAAUUGCAGCGCCGUCGCGAGCGUCGUACUACGGGGAGUGGAAUUGAUGUCGUUCUGAGCGUCUUUGGUGAUGGGUGCCGUCAUCUCCCUACCACGUUCAAGCCCGUCUUUAAAUAGUUGGAACGUAGUAGGGAUGUUGUCUGUGAAUGUACAUGACCGUUCUUAAUCUUUUUUUUUUUAAACCGUCAAUUUUUUUGCUAUAACUUGGACAUUUUUUUCCGUUUUGUUUGUUUUUCUUUUGUUUUCCGCUCGUUUUUAUUUUUCUUUGCAAGUGGGCCUUGGUCUGUCUCUUUUUCUUUUCUUCAAAAUGUCUCUUCCUUUUUUAAAAAUGGUUCUUCCCAGUUUCACACAGUCUAGAUUAUUUUGUAAGUAUCGAAAUAUUAGUGAGAAAAGCAGACUUGGACAGUUGACCACAUCUGAGCUCUUUCGCUUUUCCUUGUAGAAAGAGUGUAAACCAAACUGUGUGCUAGGAAAACUUUUGUGUGUGCAUGUACGCUCUUCUUUUUUUUUAAUUUUCAUUAUUAUUCCUUGUAUGCGUGAGUGUGUGCGUGUGAAUUCGGGUGGCACCGGGUCGUUGGGUGACCUAUAUAAUAAAGAGACCAUUGGACAACAUGUCAAAAAAGCUUCUGUAGCCGAAACAUCCACGAGAGAAUUUAUUUAAUUUUUCAAUCAUAAAAAACAAGGACGAUCAAGAUUUUUUCUUUUCUUUCCUCUUUUUUUAUUUUUUACUCAGAAAAAAAAAGAAAUUUGUGCAUAAGUGAUUAUUCCAAUUGUUCUAAAUUCUCUCUUUCCACACUUUUUGUAGAAAACGACCUUUCUUUUGUUUACGUUAUUUUCUGAAUAGCGUAAUCAGAUAAGGUCUUCUUGCGUUUUAAUUUCUUUUCGUUUCCUGUCUCGUUUUGUGUAUUGAGAUGACUGUAUUGGCGUCCCGAAAAUUCGUCCAUCCAACCGUCUCUGUUCUCUGUAAUAUUUUUCUUCCAAUAAGGGCUGGGUUUUUCGAUUUGGAUCGCAUGAGCGGGUUUUACGUUCAUGUGUUUCCACAACGUUGUGUAUUGUAAAUACUGAAAGAAUUUUCCCCUUUUGCUCUGGCCCUCUUUGCAAUUAAUAAAUAUACGGUUGACGGCUUUCCCUUUA
Molecule: messenger RNA, 3003 nt
Organism: Daphnia pulex (common water flea)
Lineage: Eukaryota; Metazoa; Arthropoda; Branchiopoda; Diplostraca; Daphniidae
Exons: 9
Coding region: 462-1916 (484 amino acids)
Biological process (GO): regulation of DNA-templated transcription
Molecular function (GO): protein binding
Source: RefSeq, a predicted model, not a curated record